CAAACAGUGUGACCUAGAAAUGAAUUUCGAUCUUGAUGAUCCGUUGGAUGGGCUUCUUAGCGAUGGUAGCAACGAUAGUUUGUUCGGGAAUGAACCGGCGAAGAAAACGGCAAAAGCAGAAAACAAGCAAACGAAAAUGGAGGAUUUAUUUGGCAUCAAGUCUAACACAACAAAUCCGGUGCCACCGAAACAGGUUACACCAGCCGCGGCAACUAUCACUGUCGAUAAAGAUUCUCCUGCGUCGCUAGAUUACGCAAAGCCAGCGAUUUCCUCUGGACAACCACCAAGUUUAGGCAGCUUUCAGACUCGAAAAACUAGCACUCCCAUAAAGAAAGUUGAGCCGAGUCAGAAAAAAGAGAUCACCUUUGAUGAUAACGAUGUUCUUUCGGAUUUGGGGUUUGAUCCAAAGAAACCAAAGACCAAAUCGAAUAUUUUGGAUGACCUUCUCGGCGGACCCGUUAUAACUACAAGCAAAGAAAUUAUUGCCAAGCAAAGUAAGACUAAACCGUCGCUUGGCAUUGCGAAGGAUGAACCAGUGGGAAGUAAAAGUGUUUCUAGACAGUCUACAGAGACUUCUGAAAAUUUACCCACUGAAAGUACAAUAAUGGGCAGUUACGCGCCAAGUGGUAGUAAUCAACGUCGCAGUGGUCGUAGAAAAUCUUCUAGUACAUUGAACGAUCCACUUGGUUUAUUUUCGAGCCCAAUCGGUUCGAAGAAGGAUUCUAAGUUGGGUAAGAAAGGAGCUGAUUGGUUGGGAUUAAACGACGAUAGUAACUCGAACGAUCCCGAACCGGCUCCCAAUCCAGAAGUGGGGUCUGAAGCUUUGAAGCAAACAGAAGUGGCCAAACCGGCGAGUCCGAAGAUUGAACAACCUCCCAAAGCAAUUGUUCCACUAAUGCCAUCAACAACAGUGUCUCAGAACGUUGUUCCUGCCGUUUUACCUGACAUGUUCAAACCAGAUAUUGUCACUGCCGCUCAAACAAUGGAUUUUCUAAACAACGAAACUCAGAAUGCUUUGAAUACUAUGCAGCAGCAAGAGUUUAAACUAACGGUUGCAAACCAAAUGAAAAACCAAGAAGAAGCACUUUUUGGCAUGCAGCAGAAACAACAAGCAAUACUAGAUCGUCAGGAAGCCCAAUUCAAUGAACUUUUGCAGAAACAAAUCAUGCGGCACAAUCAUCUAGAAGAAGUAAUAUCAAAGCAACAGGAGCGCAUUAACACGAACAUUCAGAUACUAAUGACUCAACCUCCGUCAAUACCCGCACAUCAUUCGGAGCAAGUUGGAUUGAUUCGACGAGAUGAACAGCACAAACACACACAAGAUGAGGAGGAAAUUGUUCUGAGUAGGGUUGAGCUGCAGUCGGACCUCAAACGUUUGCAAAUGGAAAAACUUCGGCUAGAAGAUUUAGUUUCAAAUAUCACUGCCAAUCACGAACAGGAAGUGGCGAUUUUAGAGCAGAGCUACAAAAAGCAAAUGGGAUUUCUCGAUGAGAGUUUGAAAAUCAUGGAGGCCCGACUGAAAAUGGAAAAUAAGAAUUUGGAAGAUUUCUACAGGCACAAAUUGCAAGGCCUGGAAGAGGAGAAACAGCAACUGAUAGCCGAACAUACCAAACAGGUUCAUGAAAUGGAAUCCAGCCAUCGAAGUACGAUUGAAAAGCUAAAAUUGCACUAUGAAGAAAGUUUGGAGAGCAUAAAAUCUGAACACCGAGAAAUGAUCAACAAUAUUCGAGAGUCGAAGAUGCUCGAGUUUUCAGUUUUGCAGGACAAUCAAUCCUAUCUAGCUACGCUGAAAAAUGCUGCAAACUAUUUGGAGAAUGCUUCUGGUGAUCUUCAACAGCUACGAGAUACCCUACAGGAUCAGCUGGAGUUUACGCAGAAAGAAAAGGAAAUUCAACUCAAGGAACGAGAGAAACGUCUGGACGAUCAACAGCGGCUAUUGGAAAGAACGAAAGAAUCGGCCGAAACGGAAAAGAUGCGGCUGUUAAAUUUGGUGGAGAUGCUGGAGGGAAAGCUGACUGAUUUGUCGAAGAUAUCUUCGGAAGAAACCUGGAAUUACCAGCAAAAACUAGUCAAGCUCGAAGCCGAGAAGCAAGCAUUCGAAAAAGAAAAAGAGCAUGCACGAGAACGGAUACUCAGGCAGGAGAAACAAAUCGAAGAGCUGAAACAGCUGCAACUGGAAGAGCACUCCAAAUUAAUGCAAAACAUCCGAGACGAGAAACAACUACUGCUGGAAGAAAAAGCCAAACUGGAAACAUUGGACAAAAUUCAGAAACAAGACAGAACAGAUCUAUCCCGAGCGGAGAUCGAUGCGGCGAUAAAGGUGGCCGAAGAUGCUGCCCACCAAUGUGACCAGGAGCGCGAAAGACUUCUUCAGCUGCAACGACAAUACGAAACCAAACGGCGCGAGAUGAUCGGCCAGGAGAGCCAACUACGAGCGAAAAGUAGCGAGCUAGAAAACGCCAUCAGCAACGCUAGGACAAGGGUAAUGGCUGCCGAAAGUGCCUUCAAAAGCAUCAAACGAGCGGAGCAAAACAUGCAACUGAAAAUGCAGCUGGUGCAGCGUCAAUUUCGAGAGGUUUCCGAGCGAGAGGAUCGGCUAGCAAAGGAUAAGAUCGAAUUGAGUAAAGAACGGCUGGAGUUACAAUCGAUGAGGAAGAGACUUCAAACCAAUAGGUGCAACUUGUGUAAGAUCGGCGAAAGAUCACAGGAGAUUGGAGACUACCUGACAGCGGCUCAUAAUUCUGAAUCGGUGGACGAUGAUCGCAAGCUUGAAGCUAGUUUUCUCGAGUUGCAACACCGAGAGCUAGGAAAGCUGGAUCAGUUUUUCGAUGGUGAUUUGGAGAGGCAAUUGCACAAUUUCUUUGAGAGAAACCGAAUCGAUCCGGAACAGGGAACAUCGAAUCUUGUGCCAAACAUCGCCGAAAAUGAAGGCGGUACCGCGGAUGAUGAUUUACUGCUACUCAGAUUUGAUGUGUUGAAAUCGCAGAACUAUUUUGAUGCCGAGAAUGAUAAGUGAAUAUUUAUAAAAAAUGCAUUUUCAAAAAAAAACUGCAAUCACUGAUAACGGAUG
This is a messenger RNA of Topomyia yanbarensis, 3070 nucleotides long. It is a transcript of the gene twy, whose product is annotated as fas-binding factor 1. Bases 20 to 3016 code for a protein of 998 amino acids. The record is from RefSeq and is a predicted model, not a curated record. NCBI's taxonomy places the organism in Eukaryota, Metazoa, Arthropoda, Insecta, Diptera, Culicidae. The transcript is spliced from 2 exons. Gene Ontology annotation, biological process: establishment of epithelial cell polarity; cilium assembly. Gene Ontology annotation, cellular component: ciliary transition fiber; ciliary basal body; centriole.